GUGUGCUCAUUUGUACGAUUGUGUUAGAAAAGGUGGACCUAUGGGGGUAUAAACCAAGCAGACUUGCAUUCCUUCCGCUGGACAUCUUUCCAGCUCUGCACAGUGUACACAUGCAUACAUGCAUAUAUAUGUAAAAGAUAAUAAACCUACAGCGUUUUGAUACGUGCAUUUCUGAUCGUAGUUUAAAAAUUAUUAACAACGAAGUCACUAAACGACAGAUAUGGCCGAUGAAAAAGCUACGAAACAAGCGGAAGAUCAAGAAUUAAAUGACUUAUUAGACAGUGCUUUGGAGGAUUUCAACAAAGAACAGAAAUCAGAUAAAAAGGAUGCAAGCAAAAUAGGUGCUUCUGAAUCUACAACGGAUAAAAAUGUAACUGAUAUUUUGGAGGAUACUUGGUCUACAGACGAUGCAGGAAAACUUUUAUUCAAGAUGAUGUUUCUAAAUGAAACAGAUGGCGAAUUAGGAGUUUCUCCCCAAACAAUGGCAAGGAAACUUACAAGUCCAACAAAAGAUGAAGAUACCUCUGACAAAGACAUUGCAAGUAUAGACUUUCAGUCAGCUAUUGCUGGAGCCAUGAACGACUUGUCCAUAACAACAGAAAAUUUACAGAACGGGGCUGACUUAUCCGAAAUUUUUGGGCAAGCAGCCUUAGAAGAUUGUCCUGAUGUCAUUCCACCAUUCUUACAAGUACUGCUAGAGCAUUUAUUAUCGAAAGAACUUUUGUAUCCAGCAAUGAAGCAACUAGCACAUGAAUACCCUGAGUUGUUAGAAGAAAAGAAAACAACAAUACCGUCUAAUGAUCUACAAAGGUUUACAAAACAGUUUGAAUUGAUACAACAGAUAUGUACCGAACUUGAAAAGGAGACAGACGAAGAUACGGCAGAAAUGAAAAAAAAACGUUUUGAAACAAAAAUGUCACUUAUGCAAGAAGUACUGUCCUGUGGUCAAUUACCCGAAGAACUGAUAGGACCAACAACAAGAACCGAUGCUGAAGGUGAUCCUGUUAUUCCAGCGUUAUUACGUAACAUGGAGCCUCCGCAACACUGUUGUUUAAUGUAAAUUUAUUUUAACGAUUGUGUAAUCAGUGCGUCAAAAUAAUACAAAGGGCUAAGAGAUAUUUAAGAGAAGUUAAAAUAACGAAUUAUAGAUAUACAACACACUGAUGUUUUGUGUGUGUGUGUGUGCGUGUGCGUGUGUGGGAAAGGUAUUUAAUACAAUU
Molecule: messenger RNA, 1220 nt
Organism: Habropoda laboriosa
Lineage: Eukaryota; Metazoa; Arthropoda; Insecta; Hymenoptera; Apidae
Gene: Pex19
Product: peroxisomal biogenesis factor 19-like
Exons: 5
Coding region: 221-1060 (279 amino acids)
Biological process (GO): protein import into peroxisome membrane
Cellular component (GO): peroxisome; peroxisomal membrane
Source: RefSeq, a predicted model, not a curated record